Messenger RNA from Esox lucius (northern pike), 3415 nucleotides. It is a transcript of the gene c11h16orf89, whose product is annotated as chromosome 11 C16orf89 homolog. Gene Ontology annotation, cellular component: membrane; cytosol. The transcript is spliced from 7 exons. The record is from RefSeq and is a predicted model, not a curated record. Bases 750 to 1757 code for a protein of 335 amino acids. NCBI's taxonomy places the organism in Eukaryota, Metazoa, Chordata, Actinopteri, Esociformes, Esocidae.
AAUCUGUGUAUUUAAAUUCCUCCUGCCCGUGUUUCUUGUCGGUCAUUGUAUUGUUAUUGAGGCGUGUCGGUGUUAAGGCUCUGCUGUAUGUUGUAGUGUCACGUUCCGGGUUCCUGUCGCCAUAUAUUCUGUAGUGCACGGCACUCUGUUUUGUUUUCCUUUUUGUUUCCAUGAAAAGUUCCUUCCUGCACCCCUGCGCUUGCCUCCGUCCAUCCAUGGGUCGUUACACAUUACACACACAACGAAUGUCAGAUAAUAACAACAUUUUAAAUAUUAUAUUAGUUGUCGUUAAAAAUGUUACAAAGUCGUAUAACAACGUUACAUGUGUUAAUGUGCAAAACGUAGAAAUAUAAACAGGUUAUUAACCCCUUUGCCUUUCUCUAUCACACUCUAUUGACCUUCUCGGUUUUUCAUUUUACUCAAUUAACAGUAAUUUCUCCAUCAGGCAAAUAUUCAUUUAACCUACCCUAAAACAUUGAAUUACCUUAUCCCUAAAAGCCUUUACACACGAACGAUAUGUAACGACCACAUUUUUUACCUUUAAAAUCUAAUUCCCAGCUUCUCAAAACUCCAGAGGCUAUCGAGGCACGUGACAGACCGCGGAGCGCUUCCUCACUUUCCAUAUCCAUGCGAUUUGAUGUAAAAGUGCGUGGUCCUUUGCACACUCACUUCAAACUAGGGCCCGUCAACAGUCGCAUUCAAGGCUUCGCAUAGGUUUGAUAUUGACUUUCUAUCACCUCUACAAAGGCAUGAAUAGGUUUGUAGUAGUCGCGUUGAUCACGCUCGUUUUCUCCCACACCGCAACGGCCCAUGAGGAGGUCAUCGAUGUGAUACUAGCCAGCCUUGCCAAAAGCGCAUCUUUCCUGGAGCAAGAGCACCGCAACAUCAAUCUAGACGGAGUUGUAGGUUACAUUAUGCUGCAGGCGGAGCUAAAGGAGGCAGUGAGAGCCUGGCCCCACACCGACCCCCUGAGCUGGUCUCAAAGGACCACCACAGUCUCCCUGGUCAAGAGGUUGGGUCAGAGCCUGGCCAAGGCUGUCACAGAGCUGAAGCAGACUGACCCCAAAUACUACAAAGAAUUUGAGCCUCUCUUGACCUGGACCUUCUGGUCGGUCCCUCAUGAGUGGAGCAGCACAGACCCAUCUCUGGUCUACUCCUCUGGCGGCUCCAUGGAGUGUUACGACGAGGCCCAGGGGGACAAGUGUAUGACUCUGCUCCUGGGGACAUGGAAGAACAACGGGACUCCGUGUAUUGUGACCAAGAUGUGUCGUGACACCAUGACAAGGUUUGGAUGUCCAUACUACUCACUGUCCCACCAGCUGCUGUACUUCAUGAUCGGCGCUAAUAGAGGUUGUUCUGCCAUGCUGAAAGGGGAUAUUCGUGCGUCGCGUUCUAACCUAACAGAGAGACAGUACCAGAGGAUCUUCUGCUCCAACAUGAUGAAGGGAAACAUGGACAUUGUCCAGAAAAGCUUUAGUGGGAACACCCAGGAUAUCUUCAUUGAAAACAUACUGCUUUGUGGAUUGGCUGGCUUCUCUGACUUCUUCAAAGUUGAUUGGCUGCAGCAUAUUCUAAGGCUGCAGGAUCAGGAUGUGGGAUGCUUCAAACUCCGCAGAAGAGUGAAGAGGAGAGAGAGAAUUUUGAAUGACGGUUGUUCCAGCCACCUGACAGGUGUGUCUGUGGGUGCUCUGGGGGGAUACCUGAACUACUACCUGACUGAGCAAGAUAUCACCAAGAGACCCCUGACCUUGAUGUGAACCCCUCUCCUGGAUGCUCCAUUAGGACUGUUUCCAGAUAGCACCCCAUGGUCUGGGGAGAGGGAGUACAGACUGUGAAUAUGGUGCUAUUUGGGACAGUGGAUAAAAAACAAGGCUGUUUAAAAGUGGAUUUCUUUCUCAUUCUUUUACAUCACAAAAACCUGGUAUUUUCACUGUAUCCACUGUAGAAAUAUAAAUCUUGAACUUGCAUUGAGGAUAUGUAUACACCAGGGGAGGGCAAACCUUUUGGCUUGGACGCAUCAGGAUUUAGAAAUUAAAUGGAAGGAUACAUUUUUGUUAUUUGUUAAUCAUAAAUUAUUUUCAGGCCAGAAAUGGGCAGUAAUUAAAACAUUUAUACAGUAUGUCCAUUAUAAUGUCUAAACAAUUUCAGUUCAAAUGGAUGAGCAACUACAAAGUGUUUAAAGGCCUUAAUAUACAGCUUCAAAUCUUCUAGGAUAUGUUUCUAACAGUUUAGCACACCUGAAUUUGGCAGGUUUUUCUGUUCUUCCAUGUAGAUCCCCUCAAGCUGAUUGGAUGUGGAAUGUCAGUGAACUCUGAUCUUCAGGUCUUCCCACAGAGGUUCAAUGGUGUUCAGACUUUAUCUGGGCCACUGAACAACAUUGACAGACUGGUCCCAAAGCCACUCCAGCAUUGUCUUGAAGGUGUGCUGUGGGUCAUUGUUGGGCUGAAAGAUGAAUCUCCACACAGUCUGAGGUCCUGUGUGCAAUAGAUCAGGUUUUCUUCAAGGAUCUGCACUUUGCUCCAUUCACUCAUCUCUUAUUCCUGACCAGUCUCCCAGUCCCUGACAGGCUUCCCCAUAACACAAUGCUUCAGCCACCAUGCUUCACAGUAGGGAUGGUAUUAACCAGGUGGUGAAUGGGACCUUGUUUUAACCAGAUGUAACCCUUGGCAUUCAGGCCAAAUAGUUACAGACUUAGAAACUGAAGCUCAUUUAGUGUGAUCUUUGGGUUCUUGAUCACCUUCCUAAUGUCCUUCUUGCCUGGUUCGAUUGGCUGGACAGUCAGCUCUAGGAAGUCUUGGUGGUUCCAAACUUCACAAUUUCCCACUGAUGGAACCCACCGGCUUCUAGGCAACCUUUGUUUUAGUAAUUACUUUAUAACCAUCGCCAGAUCCAAGCAUCAACACUGUUCUCAGUCUGAGGUUUCAGGACAUUUCCUUAGACUUCAAGGCUUGGGUUGCUCUAACCUUAGAGGUGUGCCUUGAAAUCAAAUCAACUCAAUUUGAUGUCUAGAUACAUCUCAAUAAUAAAUGGCAAAGGAUCUGAAUACUCGCAUAAGAUAAUGGUUUUGGAGGAAAGAAAAUGUGCAGAUUGAUGUCAAUUUUGUUUUUAACAAAACAAAAUGUGGAAAAAGUGAAGUGGUCUGAAUAUUUUCCAAAGGCGCUGAAUAUGCAAUACAAAAUGUUAUGAGAAAUAAGUUAUUUUAUGAAGACAUUUAAUAACACAAUAUUUACUAAAAUAAAGUGUUUAGGCUGUACUGAGCCCCAACUAUAAAACUGAUACAUAUGUACAUAUCUGGUAACAAGAUGCCAUAUACCAGGGUACUGUGUUUCAGGAUACCAUAUACCAGGGUUAUAUAUAAGAGGAUAACGUAUAGCAUGAUACCAUAUAGCAGGACAUUGAAUACCAGUAUACCAUG